AGUACAAAAUUUCCAUACAACCAAUCAUCGUCCUUCCCCUUCCGCUUCAUUGUAUUUGCCCUAUCGAGAUUUGCGCCGACGAGGGGUUUUCGUUUUCCGUCAAGUAGUUUUCUCCGAAUCCUGAAUUCGAACGCUCCACUUCUCAAGUUUCAACCUUUUCUUCGGGAAAGCAUGGGCUCAGAUGCGGAUAUGGAGGAUUAUGGAUUCGAGUACUCGGAUGAGGAGCCUGAGGAACAGGAUGUUGACAUUGAGAAUCAGUAUUAUAACUCCAAAGGUUUGGUAGAAACAGAUCCUGAAGCAGCUCUUGCUGGUUUUGCUCAAGUUGUUAGCAUGGAGCCUGAGAAGGCUGAAUGGGGAUUCAAAGCUCUAAAACAAACUGUGAAACUCUAUUACCGUUUGGGGAAGUAUAAAGAGAUGAUGGAUGCAUACAGGGAGAUGCUAACAUACAUCAAAUCAGCAGUGACAAGGAAUUACAGUGAAAAAUGUAUAAACAGUAUUAUGGAUUUUGUGUCUGGCUCAGCUAGUCAAAAUUUUGGUCUUCUGCAAGAAUUUUAUCAGACCACUUUGAAGGCCCUUGAAGAGGCUAAGAAUGAGAGACUUUGGUUUAAGACAAAUCUUAAGCUUUGCAAUAUUUGGUUUGAUAUGGGAGAAUAUGGACGGAUGAAUAAGAUUUUGAAGGAACUCCAUAAAUCCUGUCAAAAAGAAGAUGGUUCUGAUGAUCAAAAGAAAGGAAGCCAGCUGCUGGAGGUUUAUGCCAUUGAAAUUCAAAUGUAUACUGAGACGAAGAACAACAAAAAGCUCAAGCAAUUGUACCAAAAAGCACUAGCUAUCAAGUCAGCAAUACCUCAUCCAAGGAUCAUGGGAAUCAUCCGUGAGUGUGGAGGGAAGAUGCAUAUGGCAGAACGUCAGUGGGCAGAGGCAGCAACAGAUUUCUUUGAAGCAUUUAAGAACUAUGAUGAAGCUGGAAAUCAGAGGCGUAUUCAAUGCCUGAAGUACCUUGUUCUGGCCAAUAUGCUGAUGGAAUCUGAAGUUAAUCCCUUUGAUGGCCAAGAGGCAAAGCCAUACAAAAAUGAUCCUGAGAUUUUGGCAAUGACAAAUCUUAUAGCAGCCUAUCAACGCAAUGAGAUAAUAGAGUUUGAGAAAAUCCUUAAGAGCAAUAGGCGCACAAUAAUGGAUGAUCCUUUCAUUCGAAAUUAUAUUGAAGAUCUGUUGAAGAAUAUCAGAACCCAGGUCCUGCUUAAACUGAUCAAGCCUUACACAAGAAUCCGGAUCCCAUUCAUAUCAAAGGAACUCAAUGUGCCUGAGAAAGAUGUUGAGCAAUUGUUGGUUUCACUAAUUCUGGAUAACCGUAUUGAUGGACACAUUGAUCAAGUGAACAGGCUAUUGGAGCGUGGUGACAGGUCAAAGGGGAUGAAGAAGUACACUGCUAUUGAUAAAUGGAAUACACAACUUAGGACACUGUAUCAAACUAUCGGUAACCGGGUAUACUGAGAGAUGAUUUCCCUACAGUCCACAGGCAAGGUGGUCCCCCUUUUUUGAGUACAUUUUCUAACUGGUGAAGUAACAAUUCAGCUUAGGUGCAUGAUGUUCAUUAAUACCGUGUUCCCUUCCUCCAAGCUGUUAUGCUUUUUUCAAUGGCCAUAAAUAAUUACUUAUAUACAUGGUAGUGCAUUAGAGGUUGGAAGAAUUUUGAUUGUGAGAGAAGCUUUAUGUUAAAAGGCUUUAAACCAUGUUGAGUUGAUUCUAGCUUCAUUGCUGGUUUUUCACCCAUUCACAUCUUUUCAUUUCUCGUGCUCAUGAAUCUGGACAAAGGAAAUUACUAGUGCAGAAAAGGCUUGUUGAGUAUAG
Molecule: messenger RNA, 1848 nt
Organism: Rubroshorea leprosula
Lineage: Eukaryota; Viridiplantae; Streptophyta; Magnoliopsida; Malvales; Dipterocarpaceae
Source: the annotation of a GenBank genome assembly